Limulus polyphemus (Atlantic horseshoe crab) is the source of this 8640-nucleotide messenger RNA. RefSeq names its product serine-rich adhesin for platelets-like. Bases 1 to 8208 code for a protein of 2735 amino acids. NCBI's taxonomy places the organism in Eukaryota, Metazoa, Arthropoda, Merostomata, Xiphosura, Limulidae. The transcript has 10 exons. Gene Ontology annotation, molecular function: calcium ion binding. The record is from RefSeq and is a predicted model, not a curated record.
AUGGAUUUACAAAGAACAUUAUUAGAUGUGGAUCGUAUUCUUCCGUUAAAUAAUUCAAAGAAAGAAACAGAUGAAACUUCAACUCCAAAAAAUGUAAGACGCAUAAUUCGUUUAAAACGCCCAUUAGGACGAUCAUUAGGAAACAAACGAAUUAUUGUAACCAAAAGGUUGCUUUCCAAAAUACCAUCACAAAAUGCUGUUUCUUUACAAACAAGGAAACCUAGUUUCGGUAGAGAUGUCAAUAAUGAAGAGAGUAGUAAUGUUUUGGAAGUCGAAUCAUUUCAUAAUUUUUUUUAUUCUACUGCUUUACCUCUGACCUUUUACACCACGUUUACUUACUUUACGACAUUUCUUCAAGGAACUAUUCCUCUUUACACCAGCAGAGAAGCUGUGCGAUCCAGUAUUAUACUACAGACACCAAGUCCUGAUAUAGUGAGCAUCAUUCAAAGUCAUUCUGGCUAUAAAACGGUUCUAGGAGAUAAGAAAAUUACACCUCUUGGUUCUAGAUCCCGUGAAGGAACAACGACUAUAGUUAAUCUUGGGUCCAGAGUUCAAGUUUUUAACAAUGAUAUUCAACGUGCAGUUUUCGCAACACCAUCUGCUCAAACAUUUGAUGAGAUGCAGACAGUAAAUUUAAACUACUUAGAUUCUAUUACUAAGACGUACUAUACAUAUUUCACUUAUUAUUACACGUUUUAUAAUAGUUUUGAGACCCAGAAGUCAACUCGUAGUGAAAUCACAUCAAGUACACUAGUACCAGGUGAAAAGUUUCUAAAAUACUCUUUUGUAAAUACGAUAGAUAGCAAUGGCUUUCUUACUGUUGAUCCAACAAACCGUGUAGUAAAUCUCGGAUCAACAGAUAUAGAUGGCACAACCACACAAAUUCAACUUGCGCUUCAAACACGCCUGAAAUUGAAUGGAAUUCAAAAUGCUGUUCUUGAGACGGACUUGUUGAUAGCCACACCAGAGCCAUCUAAAACCACUAGUACAAUUUUACCAUCAAACAACGUAAACGACGUCAUUGGCUCUUCAAAACAUGACUAUUCCUCGUUUGAUCGUGCACAGUUACAAGCGUCAUACUUUUCAGUUGAAGAUUCUAGUUUCUCAAACCAUCAUUCUCCUGUACUUGAUGCUACGCCAAAAAUCCCAUCCACAGAACAAGCAGAUGUUACUGCAUUAGCCGACAAACCUAAGGUACGUGUGGUCACAUCCAUUAUACGACGACCUUCUGGUUCUUUGAGAAGUCGAACAUUUUCCCAAAGGCCGGGUGUGCGUAUUAGAGUGAAACCUGUUACUUCAAAAGCCAGAACAACUACUGACUUCACAGGCUCGGCUCAACCUAGUACCUUAACAUAUUUAGAUUCACGUCUGAGUAGCAGUUUAUCAUUCUCAACAAACGUUCUUGUAUCUUCAUCAGAAAAUAUAUUAGCAAACGCAGAAUUGGAUGAAAAUUUAGUUAGUGAUAUUGAACAAACAUCUCCUAAUAUUGUUCCAACUCCUACAUUGACUUCAUCUUUAGAUAAUUCAAUUGAAAGCAUACCCACAUUGAUUACAUCUGAAACAGAAACAACAUCUAUGUCCAGAAAAAGAUUAAAAAUCACAGUUCGAAGACCUAUUACAGGUAUACAAUCGAGUAGAACGACUACAAGAUUUGUUCUGCCGUCUCGACUUGAUGUCACACGUCGACCUAAGUACUAUGUCGUUACUAGAACCAACCCACUUGGUAUUGUUCACCCAUCAGUAGGGCCAUAUGGCAUUAAAGUAAGUAGAAGGUUUAGACCUUCGGUUAUCAAAGAACCAAUUUUAAGAACUGGGGUUGAUGGUUACACUGACAGUUCGAGCUUACCACAAACAGUGAAACCGACUGAGGCAGUUGUGCUUACAUUCUUCACGACUACCACCUUCACCGUUCCUUAUACAGUGGGAGAUCAAACCCUGUACACAACCGUGGAGCAAACCAAUUCACGAAUUGUGACCCAGCCUGUUGGGCAAUCCUUUAAAUUUGAAGUUACGCCAUCUCUCAGCUAUUCUACAGUAUCUAGACAAAGUGUUUCAUUUGUCGACAAUCUUCUUAGUAGUUCUGCAUAUCCUAAAAUUUCAAGCUCCCUUUCUACUGAGCUAACUUCAAGUUCUUUUGUGAAACUAGAUUCAUUAUCGUCGUUUUUAAUAUCGUCAGGAACAGAGAAUACUAUACCAACGUUUACACCCGAAGAACUUAUUGAGCUUCAAAGGUCCGUCAAAAAUGCAUUGAAAGCUCCCUCUCAAUCACCAACCACCACAAUUUCUGAUGACCAGACACUUUUAAUAACCGGUGGUUUAGAUGGAUUACCGACAACACAGUUUUAUGACCCUUCGUCUACGCCCUCUGCAUUGGCCGAAGCAGUCGAAACAGUGAAUGCCAUUCUAACCGAAUCACCCGUUGUUGACAAGGUUGCUCACAACUUAGAAACACAGUACACUACUUUUACUCUUUACACAACACUUUUCUCUGGAAGCUCUACCAUUACUUCUAGUUUUGAAAAGGUGGUUUCUAACGUUAUUACUCCUUCUGCUUCAGGAGAACUAACUUCUUUCCUCACUUCACCUUCGUUUAAUACUCAAGUAUCUAAAAAGGAACUAAUAUCUGAGAAGUUUUCUAAGUUGGUAGAAACAAGUGAAGUACUCAAAACUAGCACUGUCUUUAGCACCUCCACCUUCUUUGCUACACUCUUCAAUGGUACAAGCUCAUUUGUGUCGCCAAUAGAAGACGUCCAUUCUGAAGUCUACACUAUUACUGAACUCACUACUUUCACUCGAACACUUGGUUCAACUUCUUUGCCAUCUAUUUCGGCUUCAAUAGCAACUAAAUCUUCCAAACCUGUAAUACCUACUCCAGUCUACUCCACUGUAACAGAGUACACUACAUAUACUAACUUUCUUACUCUGUUCCAAGAAGAUUCUUCCAUAAUUUCAAGCAUCGAAGAAGUUGAUUCUAAUGUAUACACCAUUACAUUGCAUGGUUCAAUUACAGAAUUAAGCACUGCAAACCCAGCGACAUCACAUAAUUCCACACAACCAAUACCUAUUAGUAGUAUAUUGGCUCCAUCCUUUAGCAGCUUCUUACCUUCAACUAGCACUUUCUCAUCUUCUGAAGACAGUUAUUUAUUACCUGCUGUGAUAUUUUCACCUGCUGCCGAAAACACCUUGAAAAAGAGCUCCACAGUGUUACCCGCAUCUAUACCUUCAUCAUCUCCCACGACAAUUGACAUUCCUGAUACAUCUACCUUAGUUAGCAGCACUUCAGAAACAACGGAAGAACCUGAAAUUGUAAUCACAAGAACCACAACUCAAACAAUUUAUUCAACUAAUACCCAUUACGUUACUCUGUUUAGUGGUACGCAAACAAUAUUGUCCUCCAUUGAAGACGUACAAUCCAAACUGCUAGCGACAACUGUCACAGAGACAAUCAGAGGUUCCAUCACCCUGAAUCCUGUUAUUACGAGCACCAUUAAUAAAAUAACAUCCAGAACAACAACUUCAGUUGCUUCUAAGACAAUCCCUACAGAAUUACUUGAAAUCUCUUACCCUAAACUUGUACCGUCUUUACAGACGUAUCUUACCACCUAUACGUACUUCACAACGCUGAAGAGUGGUACCAACACGAUUGUGUCCAGCAAGGAAGAGAUAGCAACUUCAUACAUCACUCUUUUUGUACCAGAAUCGUCUCUUAUUGAGAGCAGUGAGCUUAACGCGGACUCUAUAACCAAACCAUACGUGUCUUACAGAACCACGACGGAGUACAGCACCUACACAUUUUUCACCACCUUAUUUGAUGGUGAAGACCAAGUUACUAUUACAAAUGAGCAAGUUAUUCCGCAAGUUAAAACAUCAACGAUAACUGUAUCACCUGCAGAUUUCUCAUCCAUAACGCCAAUGACAUCGUCCGAGAGUGUAUUGACUUUUUACUCCACUUACACAUAUUAUACAACGUUUGUAACUGGAACCAAAACAACAAUUUCUUCUAGCCUAAGCUCAGUCACACAGUUUGUAACAAUGCACCCAGCUACAAGUAAGGAAAAAACAGGAUCAAGUUCCUUAUUAGUUGAGCCAUCACUUCCUGUAACUAUAGACGCUGUGUCCACUAUUACCGACUCACUAGAAACUGCGGUUAUUUUAACUAAAGCGACAACUUCAACACCUAGCACUACUAGUGCAGAAAACUUUGGAACUACUUUUAGUUCCAGUAACCCUACUUCAUUGGUUGUAAGUAGUGAAACGGCGGAAAAUUCUCCAAGUAUGGUAAGUCUGAAAGAAUCCACUUCUCUAAUAACAAGCAGUAGUGAGUUAGAAGACAUAGUAAGUAUAGUUACUAUAGUAUCCACUGCUGUUUCAACUGAAGAGGCUACUUCGGAAGUAAUAAACGCUUCUUCUACAGAAGAAGAAACUUCUUCCGUGCAUGUAGAAACAAGAAUUUCUGUUCAGACUAGUGUGUCUGUUGAUAGCAACGUAGCAUCACAUUUAGACUCUAGUGUGGCCACCAAAGUAGAGACUGUCACUAAGUUAGAAAGUAGCUCUGUUGCAAUAGCUGACGAAAAACAAAGUGUAACACCCACCUUUAAAAACGCAGAUGUGUUGCUUAUUUCUAGUAUUAAGCCUUCAGAGACUGAAGAACUGAAUAAAAGUAUUAUAUCACCGGUUCCAAUCGAGGAAAGUCCUGUUGUUGAGAUUAAAAAAAUAAUAACUACAACAGAAAAAAGUAGUGAUACUCUUUCUUUUAACAGCGGAACUUCCACAAAAAUAAUUGGUGGAUCAACUGUUGUUUUCUUUACUGAUUUUAUAUUACCGGGUCUUGAACAGCCGUCUUUGAAACUAUCUGCCACACCUUCGAUAACUGUCGUCUCAGAAGAUAAUGACUAUAAUAUUUCACUAGGACCAUCCACUUUUGUAAUUCCACCGAGUUUUAUUGAUCAGGAAACAGAUCUCGUGAGUCCAGCAGGAAACAUUUCGGAGAAUACAUCUGAAAUGGUUGUCAUUGAAUCAAGUGGUUAUGUAGAAAAUGUAAAUGAGCUUUAUCUAUCAUCAGCUAUUUUAGAUGACUUAAGAAUGCAUAGUAAAACAUCAACUGAAGAAGAAGAUGACAUUCAGUCAGGGUCAGUCAUAGAUUUGUCAGACCUUCUUGGAGGAAAUGCCAAUAUAGCUGGUAAUCUGGCAGAGGCAGUGAAAGGUAUUUUACACAAAAUUAAUAUUAAAGGAGGUGAUGCAAAUGAAACAACAGAGAAUAUCUCAAGCCUGGGAUACGACGAAAGUAAAACGGAGACAUCUAUAAGGCCUAGUGAGAGUGAAACAACAGAAAACAUCCCAAGCCUGGGAUACGACGAAAGUAAAACGGAGACAUCUAUAAGGCCUAGUGAGAGUGAAACAACAGAAAACAUCCCAAGCCUGGGAUACGACGAAAGUAAAACGGAGACAUCUAUAAGGCCUAGUGAUAGUGAAACAACAGAGAAUAUUCCAAGCCUGGAACAUGACGAAAGUAAAACGGAAACAUCUAUAAGGCCUAGUGAUAGUGAAACAACAGAGAAUAUCUCAAGCCUGGAACACGAGGAAAGUAAAAUGGAAUCAUCUACAAAACCUAUUAGUACUGUUAAAACAAUAAAUCCGACUGGAAUACUUUUAGGGACUUUUACCAACGAGAAUAUUAAUCCUAAUUUAAAAUCACAAAGCUCUGAUUUGUCAUCUUAUGAACAGAAAUCUUAUGAUAGUCAAGAAACACAAAUCUUUACAGGAAUAAAAACAAUAUUUUUUGACCCAACAGCUGUUUUUGAAAAGACCACAAAACCAACAGUUUCACUUGAUCCUUCCAAUUCCGAGUCAAGAAACGAAGACAUGCUGAAAUCGCAAGAAAGUGUUAGAACUGUUCCUGGACGUAUUUCUAGUAAGAUUGCUACGCCUGAAAUCGAAGCAGGAAUAAGUACAUCUGUAAUAACCGGUUUCAAAACUGUAUUCAUAGAGACUUCUAUGAGAGAUAUUGAAGAUAAAAACCCUUCUCAAAAAGAGAUUCAAGCAGAAUCCACAGCUCCUCUGGACAUGCUAGAUCAAGUUAGUAAGAAAAUACAGGCUUUGGAUAAAACCACAAUACUUGGAAGUAGUUCCACGCCACUCCCACUUGAUUCUGAAUCUAGUAGAAAUGAUUCAACGCCUACUUCAAAUGGGCAAAUAAUCAUAACUAAAACUUCAACAGGAGCUAAAACAAUAUUUUUCCCGUUCUUUGACAAAGAUAGUCAAGCUCCAAUGCUUCCAGAAGAAGAAGACAAUUCAAGCGCUGAUUACACACCUACAAGAUAUGUUACUAGUCUGGAGUCCUCAACACGAACGUUGAUAUUAACAACCACUAAGAUAUAUUAUACCAGAGACAGUCCACUCACCAUAACAUCUGUUUUCACUACCACAAUUCCACCACGUACUUUUGUGUCUACUUUAAUUGGUAGCAAGACAAUUCUGGGCACUUUGCUCGAGCCGACAGAGUCAGUGAAGUUUGAAAAAUCAACGUUAGCCUCAGAGUCAACGACCAAAGUUACUACAACAACACUCAUUUUUAACUCCAUCACUACAACAGUGGUUCGUACACUGGUUCUCCGAACUGAAGAUUUGAUACCAUCUACAACGUCCACCUUAACUUCAACCACUGCUGUUGUGAAUGUAUCAAAAGAAGACACUGGUACUAAAACGUUUUCAACGGAUUCGACCACAUCUAACCUAAAAGGCAGCAUUUCGACAACGGCUAGAUCAUUUGAAGCUUUCACAGAAAGAGAAGAACAGUUUAAGUCUAUAUCAAGACAGCCAAAAAUUUUAACAAAACCCGAAAAUCUGUUAGUAAAUCUCACAACUGAGCUUACAGGAUUAGUUCCUACAUUGAGACACCCGUCAAACCCACUUAUUACUUCUGACGCGUCCUCUCCGUCUACGAAACUAGCAACUUUGGAUAGAAAAGGUUCGAAGGAAGAAAGCGCACAAGAAUACUGCAUUCCUCAAUGUGAUCGAACAAAGAAAGAACAGUGUAAGAAGAUAGAAGACACUUGGUCAUGUGAAUGUGGACCAGGAUUCGCUCGGACAGAAACAUCCAUGAAAUGUGAAGAGGUGAACAGUUAUGUUGUAUUGCUACGUUUGGCGAAGAUGAAGGACUCUGCCCUUACCUACAGAAAUGAGUUGUCUAACACUGCAUCUCCAGUAUUUCAAAAACUCGCCAAGCUGGCGAAGAAAGGCGUUAGUCAAGCAUACAAAGAUUCUAGAAUCAACCAGAGUUACGUCAAUGUUGACGUAAACAGCAUUAGUAACAUCAAAAAAUUGAAUAUGUCAAACCACAUGGACGAAGGUGUUCUGGUGAACUUUACAGUUCGUGUUAAACGUAAUUCUUUAACUGACGAGAAACUCUUGAAGGAAGAGCUCUCUCGUUCUAUCGCAGCGUCCAACUACAGUGUUGGAAACACGGAACUUUAUGUCAGUCCUUUGGUACAAAGUGUGGAAAACGUCCAAGAUUUUGACGAAUGCUCGGAAGGUUACAAUGACUGUGCAACAACAGCUUCGUGUAUUAACCAACCUGGAACAUUCACGUGUCAAUGUAAGAAGGGGUAUGAAGACCUUGAUUCCGACCUACCGGGACGUAUAUGUUUAGGUGAGAUCAAAGGCUGCGAUUAUUGUAACGGUCGAGGGGAUUGCAUCAUGGCCGAUGGAGGUGCUAGAAUUUGCAGUUGUCAUCGAAUGUAUUUCGGUAGGCGAUGUGAGGUCAAUGGCCUUGUGUUAGCCAUCGUUCUACCCGUCGCUGUCAUCUUGCUUGUUCUACUUAGUUGUUGCUUGCUGUAUUGUUGUCGAUGUUGGCGCCACCAACGUCACAAAAAGGCGGAAAAAAAAGCCAUGAUACGAGCGAUGGGAAUGAAUAACGGAAGCCCUGUUGAAGGCAUCGUAGAUAAAAAAGCUAUGAUCCUGGAUUCCUCUAGUGAUAUCAGUGUUGAUCAUGGUAUUCGUCACCCAUACAGUUUCGACGGUCCUUAUCAGCUGGAAGACAGUACCUUACCGAAGAAGAGCAGUGGAAAGAGUGAACUUAGUCUAGACCGGAGUCUGUCUACCGGUUUUGCCGUCUCACCAAUGGUCAUUCCUCGCGCCAAACACCACGCCCAGCACCUUCCCAAACAGCUAAAUUAUGGGGUGUAUCAGGGGCAGCUAUACGCUUGGUGAAGCAGACUCGUAAAGAUGUGUACAAGUCCCUCCAUAUUGUGCAGGCUGCUUCCUCGAGUUGAAAAAAAAAUGUUCAGCGUGAUGUAGUUCAAACAUAAUGAGGUAGUGUUUGCAAAGCGUGCAGCUAUUGCAUAUAUAUAUAUAUAAACCACAUAAGGUACUCAGAUCUUCAAUGUGAACAGACUUGUAUCAUAUAAAUAUUUGUAUAAAUGAUCCGGAACUUGGACAGAAAAACAUUCGAUGUUCCGAUUGUAUCAGACAAGUAACGCCAUCUAUCUAUAUGAUUUUUUAUAGAGAAAAGUAGAUAAUGUUUGGUAAGUUGAAUUAUUCAGUGCCACAAUUUUUCUUUCACUAAUUUUAACAACCAGAUCAGGUUUUCAGGUUCUUUCUUUUAGAUAAUAAGGAUUACAGCAAUUAACGAAGAAAUUUAGU